CCCCUCCUUACUCUCUCACCCUUAUACUCUUUCUCACUCACACUCUUCACUCGUAUCCUAUCAUCAUAGACGACAUCUACGACACUUAACACCUCCCUAGCCGACAGGUCCGGCAGGAGCGAAUCCAUCAUUGUUACAUCUUUCGAUCAAAUUGAUAUCAACAACCCAUCCCGGACGGUCUCUCCUUCAACUCGAACGGGACUUUGAGAUAACUACCCUUGACGACAGAUUCACACCGCCUUGUCAACUCUACAUCACACUCCUUUGUACUCGAUGCACUUUUCGACUUCCUUAUUACUCCUCCCUCUCGUGGCUGCUCAUGCCAAUCAUAGACGACAUCACGCUCGCGAUGUUCUCAGACCCCUCUUGGUUCGUGCCGGGGCUCCUAUAGACAACGGAACUCUGGCCAGUAUAUCAGCUUUCGACGCUUCUGUCUCUCCCUCCGUCACGUCGACAGGUUCCAGUACAUCAAGCACUACCAGCUCAGUCACUUCCACGUCGUUGACAAGUUCCACAACUUCGAGCCUUACAUCGUCUACGACCUCGUCCUCGACUGCAUCAUCCACCACUUCGUCUAGCACCACUUCGAGCAUAACGUCAAGCUCCACCACUUCAUCGGAUACCUCCAGCGUAGCCCCGUCAUCGACCAAUCUCCCCAGCUCAGCGGCAGAUCUCCCAUCCACCCUUCCUUCCAGUGUCACGCCAUCGGCCGAACCGACUAUCGUACGCGUGUCCAACACCAAGACCAUCACUUCGACGUCCAAGACCACAGCGUCUGCUUCGGCCUCUGCUGUCAAGGCCGAUUCGGACAGUGACAAAAGUAGCAGUGGUCUGAGCAAACCUGCCUUGAUUGGAAUUAUCGUGGCUGCUGCUAUCGUCGGAUUGUUUGCUGCCGGUUGGACUGCGUUCAGGAAAUGGAAGUUGAAGCCUAGCAACAGGUUUGACAGUAAGAUGAGACCUAUCGACUUUUCGCCUCAUAACGAUGCCCUGGGUACAGAUGACUUCUUUGAGAAAACUCUCCAACGAACAGCCUCUCACAGCUCUGCAGAUCGCCAAAGACAACAAUUCGUUUCGGAGCUUGACCAACCCCAUCUUGUCGACGGCGUUCCCGAACACGACUUCACGGCCGGAGCUGUCAAUGGCGCGGGUCAUGGAGCGGCUUAUGACGCCUACGAACAAGAUCCUUAUGCUCAUGCGGAACAAUACGAUUAUGACGCGGCUUAUCAACACCAACCUCCGCAACACGAGUAUGCCUACGAUGCCCAUCACGGUUACGAAUACCCUACGCAGGAUCAAGCGACUGCUGUGGAUAAUGCGGGAUACGCGGAUUUACAGAGAGGUCCAAGUGUGGGAAGUGGGAGUGGACAUGGACAUGAAAUGGCCACUGCUCAGAUGAGCUUCCCUGAACCUCAUGUACCGGGUAGAUCGUACGGUUUGGGUCGUCCCACUGGUGGAUCUGAUGGACCAUACGCUCAAGCGGCUCAAUACAGGUAUUAAUCACGUUCAUUCCAUCGGUUCUAAUAUGAAUCGCAGCUGGUCUGCGGAAUAGUAUAUAAAUUCAACUCCAGAAGACGUUCAUUCCUUGGUUUCAACUCCCGGUCCAUGACUUGUCUUCUUUGUUCUCGCGGUGUAUGGUAUCAAAAGCCUUUCUCCGCAGAUGAGGAGUGGAUAAUAGGUAAUUAUAGUUGAGACGAAUGCCGUAAGAGGGUAUGCAAUAUGCAAUAUAUGUACGACAAAA
Messenger RNA from Tremella mesenterica DSM 1558, 1738 nucleotides. RefSeq lists its product as uncharacterized. The transcript is spliced from 6 exons. The record is from RefSeq and is a predicted model, not a curated record. Lineage: Eukaryota; Fungi; Basidiomycota; Tremellomycetes; Tremellales; Tremellaceae. Bases 274 to 1497 code for a protein of 407 amino acids.